AUGGGUGUGUAAUUUAGCUUUUUUGCAUUCUUAUGAUUGAUUCUCUUUACUGAAUGAUUGAGGUAGUCAGCAGGCUCAUCAUUGCUUGUUUGCGGAUUCUAUUUUUCCUUGUGCACGAUGAUCAUGACUACUUCCAACUGCAAUUGUAUAAGAUCAGCUGGUCUAGUUAGACCGUCAGAUUUCAAAUGUGACGAUUUUCGCAGCCUUCCAUAACCCAGUUUUUUAAAAACCCAAUGUUUACCAUUCACCAAGUCCCCUGUCGUUAAAAUAACCCUAACAUUUAACUUUUGUUGAUUUUCGUAAUUUUACUGGAAACUUAAGAUACAAAAUCAUGUCAGAUCGUCCAUGUCUGUACCGGGAGUCGGGGAGGACGAGGAUAGGCACGACCACCCUGGUUCUUGAGGUAAGCGGAAACGCAACGUUGGAGCAAAGUGAACAUGUAGUCAACCAGCAGCUUCAAAAAUCACAUGUUGUUUUCUAUACCCGUCAAGCUGCCUAGCUGUACGUCCCAUGAAGUCGGUCGAUUUUGUCGCGUUGGAUGACUUUGUGGAGUCAGUCGACUACACACCUGUUAUAACCUUGGGUAUAGCGGCCGACGACGUAGAGGUUGGCCCACACGCCGAUAUUAGGCACCUGCUGUCAAUUCUUCGUCCGUAAGAAUACUGAGCAGGUUUGGUGAGUUACACGUUGAACACACAUGCCGAGACCAUAAAAAGAAGUGUAAACAUAAGAAGACGUUAAUUGUGUAUACGAGUAAUAAAGAUACAAGGUAAUACAGGGAAGGGUUGUACAUCCAAUACGGUCUCCUCUGGAGUGGGGAGUGUUUUGUUGUGUCAGUUAGACCAUCGGUGGGGAGUGCAGCGCUGGAGGCAGCUGUGGGGGAAGGACGUGGGGAUGCUGACAUUUAGUAAGAGAGAAUAUAAACCGAACAAAACCGACGAUAACCGCAGUGACGUGGGUCAGCGACUGAGAAUGUAAGGGGACACCGGCGUCUUCACUGACACUCCAUCGCGUCAUACCCAUCCUUGGUCCCGCCUCUGUGCCCCACACUUCACUCGAACAACUUGUUCAGUCUGUGAUAUGUUACACUUGCAUGCUCUGAUAGCAUUCUACUUGCCCAGGACUAACCCGGUCGCGGGCUAGUGUUACGAUUAACUGGAUUUUUUCAUCGAUCUUAACAGACACCGCCCACACCGGACAGUAAGUUGACGCACCUCGGGCAAGUUGAGGGCGUUGUCGUUCGAGGCGAUUUAAGUCGCCAGACGGACGCCUAAAAUUCCAGGCAAAGUGCGUGCGUACGCGCAAGGAGACCCCGCAGGCGUGACGUGCAAAAUGCACUCGAGUGAGCAUCGAAGAGGGGGUUUGAUAUGAAAGCUCCUUUCCUCGCACAGAUCAAGCACCGCCAGCCAGUUAGGUUACCAGCCCUGCACUAAUCCUCAAAUCAAAUGGGCUAGCAAAUGUCUAGCCCAAGGCGAAUAAAUGCCAUCAGGGCAAUUUCGAUUCACAAGGGCUUUCGUUUCCUUUCCUUCGAAAUUUAAAUACGGUGCUAUUUUGUCAUCAAAAAUAGCGUUAAAUACUCGUUCUAUACAGUCAAGUUUCGACCGUAGAGGCAUAAAGGAAAGGUUGAUAUCUUUGGCGCACACAAUUUCCAGUCUACCAGUUUACUGCCGAAGUCCAUGUUCGGUGGCCAUGCUUGAUCUUCCUAAAGUCCGUUUUGUCCCGUAUUGGCUUACUGGCCUGGUUUGGUAAACUGUUCAACGAAAGGCACCCCAGACAUCGCUCAUCCAUUCUAAACAACUCCAGGAUGCGUGAUCGCGCAAAUACUUUCUUGCGACCUUUUGUAAACCGAUGAGGAAACAACUUCGAACAAAUAAUCCGACCAGAUGUUGGGGACCCGCCUUCAUCUAAAAUCCCAACAAACCUCAUGAAAUAUGUCCGGUCACAGUAUUACGUCCCAUGCUGCGACGUCCGCAGGAAUGGACGCGCUCCGCAACCCUGGUCCAGUGGUGCGGGCGAAUAAUAUGCGAGCUGGAAUACUCAAUCAGGAACAAACUCUUGGUAUUGGAUACUGGAAUGUGCGAAAUUUCCUGGACCCAGUUACCCAAAGAUUGACCGUCCACAGCCUCUAUCAAUACAAUGGGGUUGUCUGCUGCCUGUCUGAGGUCCGAUCUCCUGACUCAGGCUCUCGGGAAAUUACGAUCCCGGGAAUCGACUCACACUUAAGCCUGUACUACAACGGCCCACGCGACUCUCAUGGUAGAUUCAGUGAGGCGAUCCCCCACUCAACAAGCGAACCAUGCUUUACUUGCCUGGAAACCAGUCAAUGACCGGAUGGCCUACGUGCGACUGAAGGGUCAAUUCACGAACAUUUCUAUCGUUUCUGUGUGCACACCAACUUCAGCUACCGAACAGCGCGAUAAAGAGGCGUCAUACUCGCAGUUGGAACCGUUAGUUGAAAGACUCCCUGGUCGCGAUCUGAUGAUUGUUACCGGGACUGGAAUGGCCGAACUGGGCCUGUCGACCCUACAAAGAGUCAUCUUAUUGGCCGCUUUGGACUUGGUUCUCGAUGUAAGAAUGGCGAAAGAUUGCUGAUCAGAACCGCCUGUUUUUCGCCAACGCGUGCCGCCAGCAUCGCAACAACAUCUGGUGACCUGUUAUUCAGACGACGGUCAUACGGCCAGUCAGAUUGAGUGCAUUUUAGGCAGAAUGGCAUUACCGACAAAGACAAGGGAGACUGAGGAGACAGUCUCCCCAAUGUUCGGAGCCUGUUCUAUGAAGGAUGUUAUUUCAGCCUAAUGCUUUUUUCCGGUCAGUGCGUGACUCAAGGACUUGGCCGAACCAAGCCGGAUUUCGUGCCGGACAUGGAUGUUCGGACUAGGUAUCCACACUGAGGCGUAUUCUCGGAUUCCGCCACAGCUACCAGCAACCGACGGCCGUCUGCUUCAUUGACUUUGCCGCCGCGUUCGAUUCCGUUCCCCGUGAGUCCCUGUAUCGGAUAAUGACGCUAGAUGAUGUACCGGCAAAAAUCAUCGCCAUGGUCAAGGCCUAUUAUCGCUCCGCUACUGCGAGAGUCCUGGUCCGCAACAAUCUUUCCCAACCGUUCGGUAUUCGGUCUGGCGUUCGACAGGGUUGUAUCCUGUCACCCAUUCUGUUCAACUAUGCCAUUGACUGGAUCCUCGGGAGGGCCCUACGCGAGAGUGACGGCUUUGAGUUUGCACCCGGACACCGACCGACUGAUCUCGACUAUGCCGAUGAUAUCGCCUUACUUGCUUCAAGUUUUUGGUGAUCUGCAGUCUAUGGUGUCACGGGUGAACGAGGUUGCUAAAUCGGUCGGUUUAUCCAAAAACAUCGGGAAGAACAAAGUGUUUUCAAGCUGCAUCCCUGACUAGGAGAAGGCACCUCUCGAGAUUGAUGGCUGUCAACUUGAAGAAGUAAACAGUUUUAAAUACCUCGGGGCGAGGCUACUGCCUAAUGGACAGAGUAAGGACGACAUUGUCUUCCGAAUCGAUGCUGCCCGCUGGGUUUUCUCAAGCCUUCGGAAAGGCCUAUGGAUUCGACACGACAUCUCCAUCGCCACUAAAAUUCGCGUGUACCGUGCAUCUGUCCGGUCUUUCCGUCUCAAUGGUUGUGAAUGCUGGGCUUUGUGCGUGGAGGACGAGCGAAAACUGGAGGUAUUUGACCAUCAUUGCUUGAGGACAAUCAAUCGAGUGAAGUUCACCGACUUCGUCUCAAAUGAGACCGUCCGCGCUCGCUGCGACAACAUCGCAAGGAUGACCCAGGCCAUCCAAGAAAGACGACUGAGGUGGUUCAGGCAUGUUCUUCGUCGUCCACGUCAGGAGCUCAGUGUUACUGCCCUCGAUCCGGCACCGUUGGCCCAUUGGAGGCGUCGAAGAGGGGAUCAGUUCAAAGCCUGGCUCGACACAGUUCGUCAAGACAUGGAGGUGGUUCUUGGACCUUCGGUAUUCAGUCUACGUCGUUGGUGAAGGAAAUGGUUUGAACUGUCCAGAUCUGCUGCCGCGGAUCGUCACGCGUGCAGAGGUACAGUUCGGGACAUCAUCGAGGCUGGCUAGAUUAGUCACGAUCGCAGCCGUACCAAGUAUGAGUCAGUAAGUAAAUAACCGUAGCAGUCGACGGUUGACUGUUUGGAAAUUUGGCCGAGCGAUUUUGCUGGAUGCAGAUUGGGUUGUCACAGCCCUUGAACCUCAAAAUCAACUUUCGGAUGCAGGAGCUACGGGUAAUUCACCGCCACACCUCACUACGUUGAAGUGACUGGUAUUGCUGUCCUUUUAAACGCACAUUUCCCACAUUCGGUCACUGACUGCUCUUGCCGUUGCCGUACUGUUCUCCUUCAUACAAGCUACCGCCCCUCCUGUGGCUCUUGUAGAAAGUUAUUUUCUUUUCUUCGCUACCUAUAACCUAUAGGCGCGGGUGAUGACAUCCCAUGGCCAGACUCUGUCAGAUCGUACAUUGUCCCAAGUGCUCCGACAACCUUCAUUUAUAUGCCGGACUUUAUUGAUGCUGACACGGAAGCUGACCUCCUACGCAACAUCUACUCUGUUCCUGAACGUCGUUGGCAAUGCCUUGGCAAUAGACGACUGCAGAUUUGGGGUGGAACGCCGCACGUAAAAGGCAUGAUUGCCGAGGAAAUUCCCGAGGUACUUCUCCCGUUGCCAGAAACCACUUUAUUACCCUCACUUCACCCCCUUCCCUAGUGGCUGCACUCAUUAAUGGACCGGGUAUCUGACUUGGGCGUCUUUGGACCCUAUCGAGCCAAUCACGUUCUCAUCAAUGAAUACAAACCUGGCCAGGGCAUAAUGGUAUAUCGUCGUCUUCAGUUUUCUGAUCUUACUAGGAUUGAUUUAGCCACACCAUGACGGCUCCUUGUACUACCCCGUCGUCACGACAGUUAAUCUUGGUGGUCACAGCGUCCUAGACUUCUAUAAUCCAAUCGAAGAAGAACAGGUGGGUGAAUCGAACUUUUGCUUUUCUUUUGCAUACCUUUGUAUCCUUAAUGUCCCACUAAGGAGGAAUAUUCCACCGGGUCUGAUUAAGUGCUCUGCAGACUUCAGUAGUAAUGUCGUUGGCGCGUCUUCAAGUGGCAACAGGUCACUGAUCGUGUUUAGGCAACAGACGGGUGGCAAACACCGAUUGCUUUAAGCGUUUAAACUAUCGUUGGCGCAUCUCGUCGUUGGCAUAAUACAUUUUGUAUAUGUGGAAAUCAAAUUUAGACUGCUUCUCUUGGCAUUCAAAUAGGGUCUGGGAGUCUAACUAUUCUAACCACAGUUAACUGUAGAAGGGGCAUUUUGGAUAGUCGUCUUAAGUGAAAUCGAGUGAUCAGGCUGAAUCAUUAGUAUUUUUUAUUUUUAUUUAACGUCUUUCUGUGCACUUCAUUAAUAGUCUUUUAGGGAUGGUCUGCCGUGCUGCUCGCGUAACGUGCCCGUUGCCUGUUUAUUAGUCUUAUCAACUCCCCUAAAACGGCCGGCGCGUGUGUUGCACGCGUAGACGCGGACUCCGCUACCACGUCGACCACGACGAUCGAUGCCAUCUCAGAUCGGCCUGACAUGUACUUGCCUCUGACUAUGGCACGAAGGAAAAAAUAUUGAAUUCGGCUCUGCGCCUAGUUUUCUUUCGCUAUCCGUCGUGGCGUGAAAAGUUGCCAACUGAACACCGUGAGUCAGGGCGGAGGAUAAGGUUGCCUUACUCCUUACUGCGUCCUAUACUUAUCUUCAGUCGGCUCGACUGGUUCAUUACGGGCAAACCACGAUCACACUCCCCCUGAACAAAAUGGCGUUCGUUGUCGGCAGUUGACCAGCUGCGCCAGCUUUGCUAAUUUCGCCGUAAUUAGCCCUUAGUGUUGUUUUUUGGUUUGAGCUUGUCCCCUGGACCCCAGUUUUGCGGAAAAUUGAAGCUAAUUUGUUUUUUCUAAAGGACUAUCGGAUUCAAGUUCCCAUUUGUAUUUGCGGACGACGACGACAGCGUCCACCGAGUUUCCCACAGAAUUGGCCCAGGACGGGAAUUUGCGCAACAUCUACCACAUUUCCUUGUUUAAUUUCCGAGGAAAUUAAUUUGCGAACUUGGAGUAAAUCUUUCGGGACAGACCUUUUCAGGCACGACCCGAAAUUUCAUAUGAAUAUUUAGGCUGAAAUUCAUCAGCUGCUGCGGAAUAACUGCGUAAUAUUCACAAACCGCCAACAGGCAGCCAGUAGUAUAGAAUUAUGUAAUUAUUUACCGUAUUGGCAAGAAAUCAAGAUGAAACUGAAGUUCAUAUACCAGAAAACACGCGGGUAAGGCUGGGGGACCCACUGAUGACCCGGAGCCCUCGCAGCUGCGUCAGGCAGCGGCAUAAGAUCGGCGAAUCACGCGUAUCUGGGUUUUUAGCUUCUACCUGUGUUGUCAGUACGGUAAAUAAUUGCACAAUCUACCACAUUCUCUCCCUCCCCAUCUCCGAUGACAAAACGAUCAGGGAUGGGCGACGGCGCAGUAACUAACAGAGUUAAACGGUCCGUCUACGCCUGCCGUAAAGGCCACAUUAUGAGGGAGCCAGUGCGGCCUAACCCUCAGUCCUAAAAAGAACCGAGUUAUUCCGUCAGUUGGCAGCCUUCCGAGCCGCGUCUACCAAAUACGUUGUAACAAUGGAGACUGCAACUACGUUGGGGAAACCGGACAGAAACUGUAGACCCGCUUACAUGAGCACAAAUUGGCAACUCGGAGACUAGACCCAAACUCACAGCUUGCGAUUCGCGUCGGAGAAACUGGCCGCAGUUUUGAUUUUCAAGGAGCAACCUUCUUAUGCCAGGGUAUCUCAAGGACAAAAAUUCUCACACUUGAGACCUGGUACUCAGAUGCCAACUCCGUCAACAGACAUCUAGGACCUCUUGCGGUCUAUAAAGUCCUACGUCACUGCAUGCACCAUUACCAGGACAAGACAGUAAUACCGAGCAAACACGACUCGUCGACCAGUUCACCCAAAAGGGGACACAAACGCAACUAACCCCAAUUGAGGUGACGGCACACGACACAGGAGGCCACCAGCAAUCACAAACGAUGGUCAGACGGCCAAGGCAGCGAAAGAAGGAAAAAAAUCGAUCAGAACAAGGCCAACUAAUUCGGCUGUCUCUUCAGAAUCCUGAUCGAAUUUCGCACUAAACGCUUUGAUAAUGGAGAGCCGGCCAAGUUUACAAUACGGCUCAAAUCCACUGCUAAAUUUUAUGAACCACCUAUGGUCUUCUCUUAAAAGCGUGUAGAAAUGUAUGAUUUUGCGUACACGGAAAGUAUACAGAUUGUAAUUCGGAAACCUUGAAGGCAAAUGUAACGACAGGUCGGGUUCACAAUUUUUCAGGAAUUGGAAAAGUUUUUUAAAACCAAAUUAUACCCUUUUCUUCAAGUACAAAAUUUGAAGAGCUCCUUGUGACCGUUUUGUCUUGGUUAUGACGUAUGCAAUGACAUAGGACUGUAUAGGUCGCAGAAAAGGCCUGGAUGCCUGUUGACGGAGUUGGCAUCUGAGUACCAAGCCUUAAGUGUUAGAAGUUCUGUCCUUUAGAUGACCUGGCCUAAGAAGGUUGCUCCUUGAAAGUCAAAACUGUGGCCAGUUUCUCCGAUGUGAGUCGCAAGCUGUGAGUCCGGGUCUAGUCUCCAGGUUGCCAGUUUGUGCUCAUGUAAGCGGGUCUGCAGUUUCCGCCCGGUUUCCCCAACGUAGUUACGGUCUCCAUCGCUACAACGUAUUUGGUAGACAACUGCUGAUCUUUCCGUGGGUUGAUUUUUGCACUAAACGCUUAUAUAAUGGAGAGCCAGCCUAGCUCUCCGAAACGUCAGCAAUACAAUGCCCUUGGUCCGGUGAGCACUUCGUUCUUCUCAGACGUUUCAGUUUAUUAUAGUGAGGAAUGCGUUGGUUUGUACAUGGUGCCAUGACACCACUGCCGACUGAAGACUUCUUGACAUUGGCGGGGAUGCCGUCUGCUGCUGACACCUUAUUGUUUCACGGUAUCAGCAUUGCCAUCAUGAUGCCUACUCGUGAAGGAAGGCCAGACUAUACUGCAUAGACCGAUGAAGAAGAUAUCUCCACCUCGGAGAGGAGCGGAAGACGGGUUGGGUUAGUCAGCGAAGUUAAGAAAACACACGAACUGCGCAUGCUAGCGCUCAGCCUUCCGAAUUGUCAGCACUAUAUCCACCUUGUACACCGUGAAUAGUCAAUAAUUACCGAGGACUCACCAAAAACCUGGUCAGUAAGUUGGUAGUAUUUUCUACUGUCACUGAUGUUUGCACCUGUUCCCCCUCAGUCUGAUAGAUUUUGCGGUCAUAUCUGGCAGACUUGGCCGUCACUUUCCGCUGUUGGCGGAAGGAAUAAUCGUUACACGGUCUAGCUCGAGCCGUCUGGACAGACAACUGCGGCACCGCUACGCGAAUUCCAACACUUUCUCAGCUGUCUUGUCGACUGAUGACGUCGAGGGUGACCAUUUGCUCCUGCGCUCCUCCCCGAUCCGGGUAUUACAGAUCAAGAUAUUAGUGCGGAUGGAAGACGAGCUUUCGGACGCAUGCGAACGAAAGCGCAGUCUGACCCACAGAGGUAGCCUGUUUGGGUACCAUGCAUCGAUCUGCUGCUGUAAAAGUAGUUAUGAAACCUUGGACUGACCAUAAUUUACUCAGUCCGACUGACCGUACGAUCAUCGUUCGACUGCCAGAUCGACAGAUGCUUGUUCUUGACCGGUCCUGCAUUCACCUCAAUUGUCUUAUUGACAGCCAAAUCCAAGGCGGCCAAUAAAGUAGCUGAAGAGUCGUUCCAGUCCCCGAAAACAAUGAGCGAAUUUCAACAAUUGCGUGUAUGUGCGUGUAUUUUCCUUGCUGGUCGGCAGCUAAUGUUAAUGUGCCUAUAAGUGAUUCGUCGGUCAUGCGUAAGCCAAUCGGUCAUUGACUGAUUCCCACGAAAGUUUUGCAUGGCUUGCUUGUUACUAAGGCGAUCGUUACACUGUCCAUCAAAAGAGUCACAUGAUCGCGUGUGGAAGAGCGGGAGUUGACCCGCGGGACCUGGGCGCCUGAGUAGUGACUCCGAAAUUCAGACAGACUGUGAUCCGCGUUGCACUUAUGCAGACUGCGAGCCAUCAGACGUUUUGUGCCUGAGCCCUGGAACGUUCGAACACCCCACCAUCCAAUGCCAAGAGUCUGUUAUCUGUUGAGUAGUCCAGCCCGCUUAUUAUUCGUCCAAACCACUGACCCAGGGUUGCAGAGCUCACUGGUUCCCGCGGACGCCGUAGAAUGGAUCCCAUUAUGUAAUUCGGACAUUUUCAUUCAGUCGGUGUAUUUGAGGAAAAUAGGCUUACGCCUUUGAACUCCCUAUUUGUACAUAAAAAAUCGAUAAAAUAAGCAAAAUUGUGAAGAAAAGCAUUAAGUGAAUGCAUACAUUGAUUCACAUAUGUCACUGGUCUCAUGGCUAAAAGUCACAUAGUCCGCUUGUUGCUGCAGCAUAUGUCUGUCAAGCCGACAUUUUAAUAUCGCCACAGAUUGAGACAUCGCAACCGUCUCGGGCAGGUUAGUCCACGGUUCCACGACACGGUUGGAGAAGAAAUAUUUUCUCACAUUCAAUCUACCCUGGGGCACACGUAGCUUGAAGAGAUGUCCGCGGAGGUUAAUUGUAGUGGCGAGUUGGAAAAGGUCGUCGCACCGAAGGGCGCAGUCCAAGCCGCGCACGAUACGGAAAGUUUGUAUCAAGUCUCCGCGCAACUGCCUAUAACUCAGAGGAUAGAAAUUAAGGUUAGUUAAGCGGAUCUCGUAUGGCAGUGCACUUUGACCUCUUAUUAAUUUUGUUGCUCGCCUCUGCAUCCUUUGAGCAGAUUGUAAUCCUGAUGCGUCCAUGGUCUCCAGGCCUGAAUUGCAUAUUGGAGAUGCGGCCUUACAAACGUGCCGAAGACUUUGGAGAAGCAGUCUUCAUCGAAAACUGCGAAUGCCCGCUUGAUGGCAUAUAGCAUUGAAGUUGCGGUCUUGGCCGCCUUACAACAUUGUGUAGACGUCUUUAGGCUAUCUGCAACCCAGACUUCAAAAUCUUUCUGCGUUUCUGCUUCUCGGAGUAGCAUUCCGUUCAAAUGGUAUUGCCGCGUACUAGGGGUCUGAUAUCCGAGGCGCAGUAUAAUACAUUUGCUCAAAUUUUCGCGAGGUUCUUUGAGAAUUAAAGGUACAUGCCACUCAAAUUGCUUGUGUGGGAUUGCCUGCGUAUUUUUCGAUUCGGCUUCGCCAGUGCUUGUCACAAAUUGACUCGGUGGGUAGCCACAGGCUAGUCCAAACUGUCCACUCGUUUUCGCGUUACUUGAGAAGCAUGCAACAAACUCUAAGACAUGAAGAAGACUAUGAGAUUGCUUUCUGAGAGGGCCCCUAGCAUGUUUCCUAGGUCCAAGAUCCGGUGUGCACCGAAUGCCUACCCAUGCUGCGGGUUCAAACCCCGGUGCACCGGCAUUUGGGGGCUGGUCGGCUGACGAAGGCCAGUAACCGAGAAAUGACCACUCAAAUGUCCCUGUGUUUACCUCUAACACUUCUCGAGUGUUGACUGCCAGUCGCUAUGAGAGUGCUCCCGUGGGCUGUAGAUCUUGAAUUCCAUCACACAGUGAAAUCAUCCGAUUCUCACCUCCCCCUGUGACUGGGAUUAGUAGUGCACUGAAUUAGAAUGAUUAUUCCUCUUGACGGAUGCCAUCUAGGUGCCCCGUGAUGGCCUCCGACUUUCCUUUUAUCGACCGACCUAUUGACAUAUUUCUGGCACUUUUCUACAGAGUGCUGCAUUCUCCGAUCGGUAUGUGGGCUCCGCCCUUCUAAUGCCUCGCAGUCUGAACAUGGUCGGCAACCUGCUCUAUACGUACUACUUGCAUGGCAUCGAGGAACUCCAGUCGGAUGUUCUCCCCUCCGGUCCUGCAGGCGAUUCUGCAGCAGCAGCAGCAGCACAAGCACCUACGCUGGCGAAUGAGGAGGAGCAGAUCCCGAAAAAGCUUAUUUUCAAUCUCCAGAGCUGCCCUCAACCGUUGGCGGAGUGCCUUACCCGCAAAACCCGUAUUUCUGUCACCAUUCGCUAUGUGCCAAAUACGCGAAAGGUGGACUUGCGUCGGUUCUUUGGACAGUCUAUACUCUCCUCCGUUCGGUGA
Molecule: messenger RNA, 11117 nt
Organism: Spirometra erinaceieuropaei
Lineage: Eukaryota; Metazoa; Platyhelminthes; Cestoda; Diphyllobothriidea; Diphyllobothriidae
Source: the annotation of a GenBank genome assembly